AUGGAAUCUACUCCCUUGUUGCCCGAGAACCCACUAGAGACGUCGGACCAGAUCCCUAUAUCUUCAAAUAGUGUGAGUUCGACCAAUGAACAAAACCCUUCAUCAACCUCGUCUUCCGUUUCGUUUCCUCGAAAUUCAAGCGGUUACACUGCAAACUUACAAAAAAACAGCAAACCUUCAUCAAAGGUGAUACCGCAAUCUUCAAAGAUAGGUUUGCAGAGAACCAGUCGUACUACACAGAAAUUGAAGCUUUUACCAGAAGACCCCCCCAACUUUGAUAAUAUAAGUGAUGAAAUUGAACAUGAAAAUGAGGUCUACUCCCAAGUUGGUAGAAUUAAAGAUACCCCAGCUAGAAAGGAUGCUGAAACGCUCGGAAAAAUGCACAGAGAUAUGUUGCCCAGAGUCACGGCAUACUGUACUUGUGGUUCCUAUAAGAUGAAGGAUUUACUCAGAUGGUUGAAGGACCGUAAGAGAAUACACAAUACAAGCCCCAAGUUGUUUGAUGAGUGUAUAUAUACCCCAUUUACAUAUAAAGAUUGGAGAAGUCAUGACGGGAGCAAUGGUGGUGAAGAUGAAGAUAUUCAACACAAGUACAUAAGGUUAGCAGAUGAUGGGGGUGAAAUAGACAUAGGAAAAAAGAAUGACUUGUUUGUCUUUGAUUAUGGGGUUAUAAUAAUGUGGGGGUACACAAUCAAAGAGGAGCAAGCCUUUUUGGAUGAUUUAGCCAAGUUCGAAAGCGAAAAAUUGUCAACAGAAGAUAUUCAAAUUGAAGAAUUCAAUUAUUAUAUUACCAAAUCUUAUCAACCGAGAAUUUAUAAUGAUUUUAUCACCUUGAGAGAUGAUUCUAAUUAUAUGUUGAAGUUAUCUAUAUCUCACGCUUUGGCCCAAUCUGUUAAAAUAUCAUUAUUUGAAGAAUUGGUGGACAAUACAAUAGAAGAUACUCAAGAUAUUCCUCAACAGAUUGCACAUACUGGUAAAGUUGAAAUGAAUAGAGAUGAAAUAAUGAAAUCGAUUGGAGAAUUAUUUAUAUUAAGGAUAAAUAUUAAUUUGCAUGGUUCGGUUUUAGAUUCUCCAGAACUUAUGUGGGCCGAACCUCACUUGGAGCCAAUUUACCAAGCAACAAGAGGUUACUUAGAGAUCAAUCAAAGAGUGGAGUUACUUAAUCAAAGAUUAGAGGUAAUUUCAGACCUUUUACAGAUGCUUAAAGAACAGUUGGGCCACUCACACGAAGAGAACUUAGAAUUCAUCGUAGUUGUCUUAGUUGGAGUUGAAGUGCUAGUCAGUUUAGUCAAUAUAAUUAUUGACAUCUGGACUUAUUAA
Molecule: messenger RNA, 1320 nt
Organism: Dujonia railenensis
Lineage: Eukaryota; Fungi; Ascomycota; Pichiomycetes; Serinales; Debaryomycetaceae
Source: the annotation of a GenBank genome assembly